Messenger RNA from Closterium sp. NIES-67, 3664 nucleotides. The record is from the annotation of a GenBank genome assembly. NCBI's taxonomy places the organism in Eukaryota, Viridiplantae, Streptophyta, Zygnematophyceae, Desmidiales, Closteriaceae.
UUUUGAGACGGACAUCUUGGAACCAGGCAGGCGGGCUGCUCCGGUAACCAUGCCCGACGCUCGAGUGUAGUACCCAUGCAAUGAAGUGGGGGCACCACGUCAGGCCUGGCCCACGCUGGUAGCGACCCCAGGCAGCUAUGCCUUCCGGAUGCAGGAUGGACAGCCAGGGCCCGGAAUGGUGCAGGUCCUGUCCACUGGAGAAUGGGAGGAACCCUUGGCAGUGGAGCGAGAGCGGGCAAUAGGGUACUUGAGAAAUGCAACCGCAGUAGAGGGAGUGACGGAAGCAGAGAGGUGGCGAGCUCUAGGGGGAGCGAUAGAUCAGCACACACUGGUAUGGUUGAUGUACCGGGCAGAGAAGCGAUAGGAGGCAAUGCACAAGCGGCUGCUGAUGAUUUGGAGGUGGAGGGAUAUAGAAGAAAUGCUAGAGGCAGACCCAGUUCAAGCCAUGGACAUAGCGAAGGCAUGGCGAAGGAUGAAAGUGGAGGCAAGGGAGGAAGGUAGGCGGGAUGAAGAGUGCUUGAAUAGCAGAUGAAUCAGCCUCUUGGCGAGAGCAACGCAGGAGGCUGAGGAGCGGCAAGAUACGAACGAGGAGCUGGAGGCAGAGCCCCCCCCCCUUAGGGACGCUCCCCCUGAGGAGAGUCAGUGGGACAUAGGGGAGGGGCUGGAGGAGGGACAGAAGGAGGAACUAACGGGGGUACUCGAGAAGGCCAGAGACGCCUUCGCAUACUCACUGGCAGAACUGGGCAAGUGUAACCGGACAGAGAUGGAGAUUGAUUUGCAGAGCUCUGAGCCUGUGUAUCAAAGGAGACGGAGACUGAGUCCAGGGGAUCGCGACAUCAAUUGGCCAAAUGCAAAGAGGUGCUAGCAGCCAGCUUGAUUCAAGAAUCAACAUCAGAGUAUGCAGCGGCAACUGUGGUAGCGGUACACAAGUACUUGACAGGAGAAAUGCUAGCAAGACGGAUGUGGGAGGAUUAUCGAGGCCUGAACCGCAUGACGAAGAGCGAUAGGUACCCCAUGCCGAUGGCGGAGGAGAUUUUUGACAAGCUGGCGGAAGGGAGGAUUUACUCAACUUUAGACCUCCGGCAGGGAUUCAAUCAGAUCCCGAUCAAGGAAGAAGAUAAGGCCAAGACCGCCGACUAUCCAAAGAAAUGCCACUUCGGGGUUACGACAGUAGCUUACCUGGGGUUUCAGGUGGGAGAAGGCGGGCUCUCGGUGCAGCAGGCGAAGGUGGAGGUGGUUGACAGGCUGAAGGCGCCCACGGAUUGUAGCACGCUAAGAGCGCAGCUGGGAUUCCUGAGCUACUACCGCAGGUUCAUCCCGAACUUCAGCAAGACAGCCAAGCCACUAAGUCAGUUGUUGAGAAAGGAUGAAGGAUGGAAGUGGUGGAAAGAGCAAGAGAGAGCAUGGACCACCCUCAAGGAGGCCGUGAAGACGGCGCCGCUGCUGAAGCUGCCUAACCCAGACGAGCCUUUCCUGCUGUACACAGACUGGAGCAGCAGUGGGAUGUGCACCGUGCUCUGUCAGGAGGAAAAAGGAACAGAGAGGGUGGUGGCGUACGUCAGCAGGUCAUGUAGCCCGGCGGAGAGCAAUUAUAGCUCGUACGAGGGAGAGGGGUUGGCGGCAGUGUGGGCGGUAGAGCUGUUCCGGCCCUACUUGCAGGGGAGGAAGUUCACGCUGGUGACGGAUCACCAACCACUGCUCUGGCUGAUGACGAACCAAACCCUGAAGGACCGGAACGCUCGAUGGGCUAUGCAUCUACAGGAGUUCGAGUUCGACGUGAAGCAUCGACCGGGGAAAGACUUUGCAGCAUGUGGAUGGCCUAACUCGCCAGAGGCAAGAGGGAGACGAGAGGAGAGAGGUGCGGGCAGAGGCCGCACUUACUUGUAUGGCGGUGGCCCUGGAGAAGGAGGGAUGGAACCGGAAGACAGAGACAGCAAAGGGCAGUUGAGAGAUUUGGGAAGACCAGCCAGUGCUCGCCUGGGGUUCAGGGCAGGGGACCGGAAGGGGAAGAAGUUCCUGAGAGGGUGCGAGUGCGGGGGGGUGCAUUACCGAUGGCAGACGGAUCAGCAGCAGCUGGUGACAGAAGAUGGGUGGCGGAUAGUGCCACGGCCAGAGGAAAGGGAGGCCCUGAUCGUGAAAGUACAUACACAGUUGGGGCACUAUGCCGUGGAACGGACCGUACAGAUGCUGCAGACCAUGUACUGGUGGGCGGGCCUGAGAAGAGAAGUGAAGGAAGUGCUGGCCAGAUGUGAGCCAUGCAGCCAGAGCAAGGCAAAGCUGGAGCGAACCAAGGCAGAGCUGCAGUCUCUACCCAUCGGUUCAAUCGGGUAUCGCUGGUCCUUAGACAUGGUGGGGGAAAUGCCGCUAUCUCGGCGAGGCAAGCAAUACAUUCCGUGAUGAUCGAGCUCACGAGCAAGUGGAUAGAGGUGGCAGCACUGGCAUGGAAGACAGCAGCAGCAGUGGCAAAGGCUUUCACCCAGCAAGUCGUAACCAGGUCGGCGCAUGUGGGGAAGUUCUGACGGACAAGGGUGGAGAAUUUGCGGGAGAAUUCCACGGCCUGCUGCAAGAGGUGGGCAUCACCCAGCGGCGGACUUCACGGUACCAUCCCCGGGCUGAUGGCCUGACAGAGUGAAUGGUCCAGACUCUGAAGAUGGGCCUGAGGAAGUACUGCAAGGAGGAAGAGCAAAGGGAGUGGGACCAACAUCUGCCGUGGGUGGCGGCGGGGUAUCGCUUCAGCAAACAGCAGGCUCUGAAGGAUUAUUCCCCGUACUAUCUGGUUUUCGGGAAGGAGCCAGUGCUGCCGGUGGACGCUCCACUGAUAAUGGUGCAGUCGGUGUCCACUGACGACCCGCGCACCUGGGCGGCGGUGGCAGCCAGAUGCGCUAGCUACCUCCGCAGCGUGCUGCCAGCAGCCUUGGAAAAUCUGGAAGUGGCGCAGCUCCGUGAUGCUCGAUGCUACCGACAGCGGAAGGAAGGAGUAGGUGGAGGACCUAGGCAUGGGACUGAGCUGCAAAUUGGGGAUGAGGUGUACCUGAAGGAGCCGCGGCAUAAUACGCUGGAGUGUGGCCUGAGUAAGCAGCGGUGGGUCGUGCGCAGGAAGGAGGAGUCGGGGGUCCUGACACUACAGAAUGCGCCAGGGAGGUCGGUUCAGGAUCAUGUGACGAAUGUCGCCCGAGCAUCCGGUUCGCGACCAAGCAGCGGGGGCGCAGGGCAGACCGAGAGGGGGCAUGAGUCAGGGGAGUCGAAACUCAUCACAUACAAGCGUAGGGAAGGCAAAGAAUCUUAGGAACCAGGUUAGGCAUUGCAGAUGAGAGCUGCGGGGAGGGGAGGAGGCUAUGCGACAGCUGUCGCAUGAACCUCGUUGUACCCGUUACCGAGUUUUAUGGGACAGCGCGGGAGGUGCAGGUGCGGAAUUAGAGGUUCGGAAAAUGUUGUAAGCAAGUGUAUAUAGUGUACAUAGCCGACGAAUCUUUCAAUAAAGGUACAGUGAUGGGCGAGCUGGGAGCGGUUGGCCAGCUGGGAAGGAAGCAGGUUGGGGCAUGACACGUAAGUAAGCAUGAGGAGCGGUUUGGGCAGUAAAAUCAGCGAAUGAGAGAGGUGAGUCGAUGGCAGGAAUCAGGGUGAAUGAGGCAUGAGAGUGCGAAAGCAUCAAAAGCUGUUAUGU